Molecule: messenger RNA, 1350 nt
Organism: Fusarium falciforme
Lineage: Eukaryota; Fungi; Ascomycota; Sordariomycetes; Hypocreales; Nectriaceae
Exons: 3
Coding region: 1-1350 (449 amino acids)
Source: RefSeq, a predicted model, not a curated record
AUGCCCACGUAUCUAUGCCAUGGAUUUCGAUGGCAUCGCCGGGCCAUCCGCAUUUACGUCAUCCUCAACGAUCUCGAGGAUGCCGCCUCAAAUUGGAUUAUUGGACCUGCGACUUCUUCGUCUAUCGUCUCUCAGUUCUACACCUCAUACGACUUUCUCCCUGAGGUCGCACCGCCACAGCAGGAAGUAAGCGUCAGCAUCAACAAGGCCAAGAAGGAUAAUCAACAUCUCGACGAUGACCUCUCACUCCCACCAUCGCGUGUGCCACCUGAGAAUGAUGGCGUCCUCAUGCAUUCGUGGUCCGCCGUCAAGCUUCUGGAGGAGUUUGACCCUGAAGAGAUUAUGACGCCGUGCAGGCCGUACGCUUAUGUCGCGGACUAUGUGGUGCGGGUCGACUUGAGUGUGGAUGUGGCGGGUGAAAUGGCCAAGUAUUACGAGAGGAUGGCAGGUGAAGAUGGGUGGAUUGUGAAGUUGAGGGAUGAGUUGCAGAAGGGGGAGCCUGUGAGAUGGUAUGUCGUUGUUUGUGGGGAUGAGGUCAGGGACUUUCCGGGAGCGAGUGAUGAUGAGGAGAGCGAAGAAGAUUCAACAUCUGUGUAUGGUGGCGAAGGCGACGAUACCCUCACAGUGCUGGAUGCUGUCCCAGAGGAACAAGAAGGGCGCUCAACACCGAGACCUCCCGAACAGGAGUGGCCAGACAUCCGCCAGCCUAUCCAACCCAGCGAGCCACUUCCACAGAGGCUAUCAACUUCAACGACAUCAUCGUCACAAUGGUCACAAGAAGAUGCAGCCGCGCCGCCGAGACUAACGCCGGAUCUCGAAAUACCACUCCUUCGAACCUUUGAUAGCGUCUCAUCACGGUAUUCGACAUCGACGGCGUCGGGACUCUACCAUGAUGGAGACCGCUUGCUGCUGGAGCCUGAAGAGUUUGUGAUGGCGCAGUCACCUGCGCGGACUCCUUUACGGGAGGAGGCACCAGACAUCGUCAUGCCCAUCAGAGCUGAGGAGCUCAAUCCAUCUCUAUCAGCGCUCACAUCCAUACGCGGAGGUUAUGCCAUCUCGGUCACCCUCACCAAUGUCUCCGGCUACUUCAAGCAUGACAAGGCCAUUAAUCAACCCCCGAGCUCUUCACCCUUCUCAAACCCCAUCCCCGACUUCGCCGAACCCGCCAGCAAGGUCGUUGAUAAACGCUCAAGAUCUCCAGCCAUCACGGACACCCUCGCCCCCGUCACCAACUUCACUGGGUCCCUCACAGACAAGGCAACUGAUCAACCCCCAACAUCUCCGGUCUCAAACGCCCUCACCAACUUCGCCAACACCAUUAGGGGCUUCGCAAACAAGGUCACUUAUUAA